UGAGCCUCUCACAGGCCCGCCCCUAACGCGGCCGUAACCCAGGGCAACGGCCCGCCCUCUGCUGUGCGUCGCUCUAGCCAGCCAGCCAGCCGGCCGGACCGAGCCGUUCCGGGGUCUUACACCCGACUCAGUCACGUAUGAGGGUGUGAAUGAUCGCGUUCUGCUCCUGGAGCGGCGCCGCAGACCACUCCGCGUGCGGCACAAAGAGAGAGAGAGACCUUAUCCUAUUCUAAAGGAAGCGACUAACAGAGGCGAGGAAGCAAAAAACGGAGACAGAAGAAGAUAUUAAAAAUUAUAAGCAACCAUCCCAGUAAUGGAUCUCUGUCAGGAAAGUGAGUCUGAUUCAGAAAAUAGUGAAAUUCAAAGCCCAGAAGAAACUGAAAUAACCUUUACUUGUGUGGAUGAAAGAAGUGAAAAGAAUCAUGUUGACUGUCUUCUUGACAUCAGUGACCUUACGCUGGAAGAAGAUGCUGGAGCAGAUGAGUUUGUAAUUGGCACUGGCUGGGAAGAAGCUGUCCAAGGCUGGGGAAAGACUUCUCCCACUGCCUGUGUCUGGCCCAGGAAGAAACUGAAGAAGGCACGGGGCAGCAACACCACCAGCAACCUCUGCUUGCUCUGUGCCAGCCUCUCGGAGGCCAGGCCUCCCACCAAGCCCAGGAAGGUGGAGGCUGAGGCCGGGUCCAUGGCAGAGGUUGACCUGGAGGGGAAUCGGGACUCCCAGGGUCCCAGCACAGGUCCCAGGGAGGCCAGUAGAGUCUGUUUUCCUCCUGACGUCCCCCAAGGAAAAAAAAGCCUGCGAAUCAAGGAGUUCAUCUGGUGCCUGGAGGACUGGGCCGUCCCGGGGGUGAGAGGCGAGCCUGUCUCCGGGUCCCUAAGCAACAAGGACCUCCUGGUUCUGCCGCCCCUGAGAGCCUCACCCCAGAGCCGCCCCUCCGCUCCGAGUAGCAAGAGUAAGACCUUUUUCUGUCAGUCGGAAGAGGAGGCGCCUAGUGUGGACAAGGAGGAGAGCGAGGAUGUGAACGGGGAGCUGGGACCCUCGGAGCUGGCCAGGCACCAUCUGCUCAGUGACGCCUUGCCUGGCCCUGACCCCGCCUGUCCCCUGCUGGCUGAUGCAGAGCAUCAGUACUGCCCGGGCUGGUCCCUGCUGCCCCAGAGGAGACCCGCGGGCCCUGCACACCCGGGCGCCCUCCCCUACCUCACCACCUUGCAGCUCCUGCAGAAACGCGGCUUGCAGAGCUACAGAGCCAGACUCAAAGCCAGGGGUCUGGGGCCGCCCAGGAACUCCCAAAAGCGAGCCUUCACAGAGGGCAAACAUGAGCACCGGCCCGCGGUGCUGGAGGCCGACGGCCUCCCGCCGUCUCUCCUGCCAGCCCUCACGGUGAGCAGAGUGGCCAUCCCUAUCUCCACGCACAGGGUGCUCUGACUGUGACAACAGAGUUCCCCGAGGAGCUGCUGGCUCUGUGUCCUUUCUCUUCUCUCCUCUCUCGCCCCCGUACUGUGUCCUCUCCACAUCCCACCCUUUCAUAAAGCAGUACAACUAGAAAUUCAGCCUCGGAGGAUGGGUUUGGAUUUAGUGUAAAACACCAUAUUCAUGGUACCCACGUCUGCAGCUCAGCCAUUUGCAAACUGCAAAUGCAAUGCCAGCCAGGCCUCUGCCUGCCUCACCUGUCCAUGCCCAGCAGAGGCUCUGGGGAAGGUGACCAAGGUCCUCCCAACUGACAGCGGCUCUCUGUCCCCAGGUGGCUAAGAUCAAAGUGCUGCCUGGGCUUCUGAACCAGGCAGUAUCUGUCUGCUGCCUCAUUCACUCUUGCAGCAAAGAUUGGAAACAUCACUUUAAUAGAAAAUUCUAGCUCGUGUCUGCCGAGCGUCCUGUUGUCCAGUGUCACUCUUUUGUAUCAUGUUCAGGGAUGUGCACUGGGCGUUGUCACUUCUCUGUCCUGGGUGUCAUAUCCUCCUGUGGAUCGUCCUGUGCCUGGAAGUUUUAACCACAGUUUUACAGAAUCCAGCCUGGGAGGGAGGUUAAGAAUAAUUAAUCAUUUGGAAAAGAGAAAGAAAACCCCACCUGCGGCUUCUACCACUUCUGUCCACUGAGUAGUUAGUUGGGAACCCUCGGCCCCAGUCACUUAGUUCUGCCCAACUUCUGCCCUCAUUUUAUUUUAUCCCCAUGCCUAUUCCUUGAAGUUGAAUACAAAUUAAACAUUGUAAAUAAGUUACAUUUUUAAUGCCAAGUGAUGCGAUGUCGACAGAUUCUGUAUCAAACUGUUUUGUAACCUGCAUACCCUGAAGCUCCUCUGUAAUUAGACUUUAAAUGGCCUAAGGUAGUUUGGCAGCUCUGGACUGUCUCCUAUGGGAAGAAGUGGACUGAAUACCACUGCACUUGCAAACAUUGCUUUUCAUACCUGGUCUUUGUAAUAUCUGUAGCCUGGGUAUUUAUUGAUUGUAAUUUUGGGGGUCAAACACACUGCCUUGUGCAAGCUGGGCAAGUGCUGUGCCCCUGAGCUAUACCCCCAGCCCUUGUUGUUUGUUUGUUUUCUGGUACCAGGCAAUCG
This is a messenger RNA of Fukomys damarensis (Damara mole-rat), 2549 nucleotides long. It is a transcript of the gene CUNH16orf46, whose product is annotated as chromosome unknown C16orf46 homolog. Bases 314 to 1423 code for a protein of 369 amino acids. The record is from RefSeq and is a predicted model, not a curated record. Lineage: Eukaryota; Metazoa; Chordata; Mammalia; Rodentia; Bathyergidae. The transcript has 3 exons.